Molecule: messenger RNA, 333 nt
Organism: Melanaphis sacchari
Lineage: Eukaryota; Metazoa; Arthropoda; Insecta; Hemiptera; Aphididae
Exons: 3
Coding region: 1-333 (110 amino acids)
Source: RefSeq, a predicted model, not a curated record
AUGGCUAGAGCAAAUGUAUCUGUAAGUGAUGAUCAGAAUUUUAGAAGUCGUUGUGAACAAGAACAAAAAGCUUUUGAUGAUUGGCCUAAUAAGUGGGAGUGGAUAUUGGAUGAAUAUAAAGAAAGAAAUGAAAAAUUAAAUGCAAUAAAGAAAAACGCCAUGACGAGAGAGGGCAAUUUAAAUACAGAUCUUAGAAGUGUGCUACCUUUUCCUAAUACAACAUCCAGAGAAAUUGGUUGGUUAUCAAGUAAACAAGAAUUCCAAUUAGAAAUAUUUGGGCCAUAUUUUACACAUAAACCAAUUGAAAUCAAAUCUAAUUAUAAAAACGAUUAA